Molecule: messenger RNA, 1752 nt
Organism: Chanos chanos (milkfish)
Lineage: Eukaryota; Metazoa; Chordata; Actinopteri; Gonorynchiformes; Chanidae
Product: decapping and exoribonuclease protein-like
Exons: 6
Biological process (GO): nuclear-transcribed mRNA catabolic process; NAD-cap decapping
Cellular component (GO): cytosol; nucleus
Molecular function (GO): mRNA 5'-diphosphatase activity
Source: RefSeq, a predicted model, not a curated record
GAAACCCUCUCAGAGAUCAAAUAUGUAAUAACUACUCAUUCCGGACAAGAUAAUAACCGAGGAUUUCAUUCGCUACAGCCUAUCGCUAGCAACUUCAGACUGACAAUCAUAACUUUGGUUUUGUUAAGUAUCAGCCAAACUCUAUUUUCUGAAAUAUGGAUCGUCGCCAAUAUAGACCCCGACACAUGGAUCCUCAACGUCACUCUGAUAGUUCAAGGUUUAGUAAAAACAAGGAUUCCACUGGAAGAGAGAACUCUGCAACACUCAGCACUUACAGACGAUUAUAUGACAGAGCCCCGCCCGUGUUUACACCGCGUUUAGAAGUAGGAUGUUUUUCGUUGGAUAGCGGGUACAAUUUUCACAACGAUCGAAGUCAGCUCCGUUACUAUGUUGACCCUGGCAGUAAUCCUGCUUUCAACUUAAAGGACGGUUACCGUGACCGCUACAUAAGAAAAGAUCAGAACAAGAAAGAGAAACUUGACAACAUUUUGAGGUGGAUUUUGGCCAACAGGUUUGACAUUCAGCAAGCAGGAUCUUCAUCUAGCUGUGCACUAGGUGUGGACUUCGUUACAUGGCGUGGACAUUUAACCAAGCUGUUGACCACACCAUAUGAGACUUAGGAGGGCUGGCUUUUGGCUGUUUCACAACUCGCUGGCACUCUGUAUAUCAGUGAGGUGGAGACAGAGGCAGCCAAAGUAGACCGUGAGACCCGCACGGAGCGACAAGACGAGAUGAUGUACUGGGGUUUUAAAUUUGAGCAGUACACUUGUGCAAAUGACACACACAGUCGUCCUGAUCCUGCUGGAGUGGUCAACACAAACGAGGCGUUCUGCACGGUCGUCCAGACUCGACUGGCGGAACAUAAACUCCUGUUCUCUGGGGAGGUGGACUGCCGAGAUAAAGACCCAAAAGCCCCCCCACCUCCUGCCUGCUAUGUAGAGCUCAAAACCUCAGCCGAAAUCCGCACUCCUAAACAAGGGAGCAAUUUCCACAGGUACAAGCUUCUAAAAUGGUGGGCUCAGUCUUUCCUGCCUGGAGUUCCACGAAUCAUCGCUGGAUUCCGAAACAGUGAUGGAAUUGUGGUAUCCGUGGAGACCUUCCAGACCUCCAAAAUAUCAGAUCUUAUCAAGAGUGAACAGAACUGUUGGAAGCCAGCGGUUUGCAUGAACUUCUGCAGUGAUUUUCUGUCCUUUGUGAAAGAGAUUGUGACAGAGGACGAUCCAAGGGUGGUGUACCUGUUUGCAUUGGAGCCUCGCAGAGACGUGACCUACUCCAUCCACAGAGACUCUCAGUACUCAUUCCUGCCUGACUGGUAUGUGAAGGAGAUUACCAAGUGUCCAGGGCCAUAGGAACACCAGCCAUAAUCCCCUUCAUUCAGUUUAGGACACUGAACAUGUUUUAUAUCAGAGCAUAUUAUCCAAUACUGUAGUUGUCUGUGUGCUAUUGACUAUAUAUGAAGAUGAAGAAAAAAGUACUAACUGAGAUGAAAAUAUAUUUUAAUAAUUUUACAGACCAAUUAAUUUGUCAUAGGUGAAGAAGGCUUAGUAAAAAAAAAGAGAACAGAUGCAAUGAAACACUUGUGUGAUUCUUUUAAAAGCAUUGUUAUGAACUAUUAAUGUCAUCUUAGUUUACAGUUUACUAAUUUACAAUGUCUUUUCCUGAAAAUAAGUUUGAAUGUUAUGAAGAAUUAUGUCCGGAAAACUGAAUUUCAAGCAAUAAAUAAGCUUUUGUUGAGAGAAACAUUGAUCAAGA